CGGCAAUCUGAUUUCGCGCAUUGGGUGGUGUUGGCUCGUGGAGUAUGGCCUUUUGGUUCUUCCUUCUUCUGCCGAUCGCGUCUCUGAGCACAGUUCACGCACAGCUGCCUACUACUGACGGAUAUGUAAGUAUCGACUGUGGCAUCAGCAGCAACACAAAUUACACCGACGAAACCACCAACAUACCAUACGUAUCAGACGACGGGUUCAUCGACACAGGGACGGACCACACCAUCGCCUCCAACUACGUAGACUCCUCGCUCGAGAAACAACUACAGACUCUUCGAAGCUUUCCAAAUGGAUCUCGGAAUUGCUACGCACUGACGGUGACGCCGGAGCAGAAGUACUUGGUGAGAGCCACCUUCAUGUACGGGAGCUACGACGGCCUGAACGGAGCGAGCCCCAGCAAUCCCCUCCUCUUCGACAUUCACCUUGGCGUCAACCUUUGGACGACCGUCAACAUCACCAAGGCAUCCGAUGUUCAUCGGGCAGAGGCCAUUUUUGUUGCUUCUGCUGAUUCCGCAUCGGUCUGCUUGGUAAAGACUGGCUCUGCAACUCCCUUCAUAUCUGCACUGGAGCUACGGCCGCUCAAGAACACCGUCUAUUAUUACGCCAAUGCUACGCAAAAUCUGGUCCUGUCCUUGCGAAUUAACCUGGCACCGACCACGAAUCACUUGUUGAGAUAUCCGUUCGACCGCUACGAUCGCAUCUGGCUGCCCUUCGUUGCUCUGGUCGGUUGGUCCUCCAUAUCGACCAACCUCACUGUAAAUAACUACGUCAAUGAUCUAUUCGAGGCUCCGUCGGCUGUCAUGCAAACGGCGGCAGUGCCCGUUAACGCCAGCAUGUUGGAAUUCGACUGGGACGUUGUGGAUUCGGGCGCCCCCGUUAACGAGUUCUACGCCAACCUCCACUUCUCGGAGCUUCUCCCGAACACCUCGAGGGCGUUCAACAUUUACAUCAAUGGCGACAAGUGGUACGCUAACUAUACCCCGCCCUACCUCAUGUCCGAUGCCAUAUACAGCACCACCCCCCUGACUCCUAGUCUGCGGUAUAAUUGGACUCUCAACUCCUCGGGCCUGUCCACGCUUCCUCCAAUCCUCAACGCGGUCGAAGUCUACGCGCCGAUGUUUUUCAAGAACACGCCGACCGACUCUGACGACGUUGAUGCCAUUAUCAAUGUCAGGGUACAAUAUCAACUGAAGAGAAACUGGAUGGGUGAUCCAUGUUCCCCAAAAGAAUAUGCUUGGGAUGGCUUGAAGUGCAGCUAUGAUCUCAAUUCACCAAGGAUCACAGAUGUAAACCUGUCGGCAAGUGCAUUGACUGGCCCUAUUUCCUCUUCUUUUGCCAAGCUCACAACAAUCAAGUACCUUGACUUGUCAUAUAACAACCUAACAGGAUCCUUGCCAGAUGUUCUGGGAAAUUUGCCAUCGCUUCAAGUCCUGAAUUUGGCAGGCAACAAUCUUUCUGGGCCAAUUCCUGCUUCUCUACUAAAAAGAUCACAGCAAGGGUUGCUGAUACUUAGAACUGAAGGCAAUCAAAAUUUAUGCGCCAGUGGAAAUUCAUGUGAGAUAAAGACGGACACAGAAUCAAAAAAGAAGAAGAUUGCAACACCUAUUAUCGUGAUUAUUUGUCUAGUUCCUGUGGUGCUAUUUCUUGUGGCUAUAUUUAUCUUCUGUCGAAUGAGAAAAUCAAAAGGGUCAGCAAAUAUCUUGGUGCAGCCAGAGAAGGAAAGAUUGUCCAACUUAGUAAAGGGUCAUCAAGAUAAUCCUUUGCAACUUGAUAAUCGACAGUUUACGUACAUGGAGGUGUUGAGAAUAACCAACAACUUUGAAAGAACUCUUGGCAAGGGUGGAUUUGGCACUGUGUACCAUGGAUAUUUGGAAGAUGGUACUCAAGUCGCAGUCAAGACACGCUCUCAAUCAUCUUCGCAGGGAACCAAAGAGUUUCUAGCUGAGGUGCAGCACCUGAUAAGGAUUCAUCACAAAAGUCUAGUUUCUUUGGUUGGCUACUGCAUGGAUGGAGAUCAUCUGGCUCUUGUCUAUGAGUACAUGUCUCAAGGAACACUGCUGGAUUAUAUUAGAGGUAAAACUCGCAAUGCCAGUGCUUUUAGUUGGGGAAAACGUCUCCAGAUCGCAAUUGAAGCUGCACAAGGUCUAGAAUAUUUGCACAAGGGAUGCAAACCACCACUAAUACAUAGGGAUGUGAAGACUGCAAAUAUCCUUUUGAGUGAACAGCUAGAGGCAAAGAUCGCAGAUUUUGGGCUGUCCAAGGCUAUCCAAAAUGAUGUUACUAAUGUGCCCACGGCAGUGGUUGGCACACCCGGAUACCUUGAUCCGGAGUAUUACAUCUCCUGCCAACUCAGUGAGAAGAGUGAUGUGUACGGAUUUGGGGUGAUCCUGUUGGAGCUCAUCACAGCUGAGCCGCCAAUUCUUAUAGGCAGACAGAAUGCUCAUAUAGUUCAACGGGUGCGCGAAAGGCUUGCCAACGGGAAUAUCGAGGAUGUCGUCGAUUCCAAGCUGCAGGGGGAGUACGACGUGAAUUCGGUGUGGAAGGUUGCUGAUAUAGCAUUUAGGUGCACGGCACAAGCCUCCCACCAGAGACCCACCAUGACGGACGUUGUAGCAGAGCUGAAGGAGAGCUUGGCACUGGAGUGUCCUCAUGAUACCAUGAGCAAUAGUAACAUCUACGCAGAAACCAAUGAGGCGAGCCAGAAUACCACUAUAGAAAUGGAACGAUUUGUGGAGUUCUCUCCAUCAGCAAGACGUGGUUUCCUUCUUCUUCUUCGUGGGAUGGAGGAGUUGACCCAGAACGAAGUAUUAAGUAUGAAGUCGUCUCCCUCUGCCAGAAGCUUACCGAGGGAUCAUCUCAGCUUGGGAACGAGAGGGAUGGCUCUUUGGUUCUUUCUUCUGUUGGAGAUAGCAGUACUUGUCACAGUUCAUGGCCAAGACAGUCGAGACUUCAUAAGCAUCGACUGUGGCAUAACCAGCAAUACUAAUUACACCCACGGUAAGACCGACAUACUCUACGUAUCCGAUGACCAGUUCACGGACACGGGGAUCAAUCACCAAGUCGCCUCAAACUACGUGUCUUCCUCGCUCGACGAACUACUGUUGACGGUGCGAAGCUUUCCCAACGCUUCCCGAAGUUGCUACGUCUUGAAGCCGGUGAUUCAGUACCGGAAGUACAUCGUGAGGGCGACCUUCAUGUACGGGAACUACGACGGCCUGAACCGUGCGAACGUCGUCAAGCCGCUGCUGUUCGAUCUGUACAUGGAUGUCAACUUUUGGCAGACGGUCAACGUCAGUGAUCCGACAAGCAUUUACGAGGUCGAGGCCGUGGCCGUUGCUUUGGCGGAUUCUGUGUCGGUGUGCUUGGUGGAUACGGGCUCGGGAACUCCCUUCAUAUCUGCACUGGAGCUGAGGCCGCUUGUGGAUGUCAUGUAUCCUUCUGCAAACACCUCGCAGAGUCUGGUUCUUUACUCUCGCCUUAACGUCGGACCUUCGAGAAAUAGCUCAGCGUUGAGAUAUCCCGAUGACCCCUACGAUCGCAUAUGGUGGCCAUGGACGAGUCCGGACGCGUGGAUGGAGAUAUCAACCACCGAAACGAUCAGCAACAGCGAGAAGGAUCUGUUCCAGCCGCCGACGGCCGUCAUGCAGACCGCGGCCACACCCUCGGGGAACAGCCCGAAGAUGGAGUUCUACUGGACCUUCGCGGAUGCGCAGGUCCCAAACAACGAGUUCUACGUCAACUUGUUCUUCACCGAGUUCGAGCACAACACCUCGAGACUGUUCAACGUGUAUCUCAACGACGUUCUGCAGACAAAUUACACCCCGCCCUACGGGUCGGUGAGCUAUUUGUACAACACCCGCCCCCUGGAUCCGGCGUCCAAGUACCAGUGGGCCCUCAACUCCACGGGCCUGUCCACCCUGCCCCCCAUCCUUAACGCCAUCGAGGUUUUCACGGCGAUGCAUCUCACGCGGGCGGCCACCGCCUCCGGAGACGCUGAUGCCAUUAAUGCCAUCAAGGAACAACAUCAAGUGAAGAGAAGUUGGAUGGGUGAUCCAUGUGCCCCAAAACAAUACCCUUGGGAUGGCCUAAAUUGUAGCUAUGGAACCAAUUCAUCAAGGAUCAUAGCUAUAAACUUGUCUUCGAGUGCAUUGACUGGAGUUAUUUCCUCUUCUUUUGCUAAGCUCACAGAAAUCAAGUACCUUGACUUGUCUUACAACAACCUAACAGGACCAAUACCUGAUGCUUUAGGAACGUUGUCAUCACUCCAAGUCCUAAAUUUGACAGGCAACAAUCUUAAUGGGUCAAUUCCUGCUUCUCUACUGAAAAAAUCACAACAAGAAGCACUGACAUUUAGCUAUGAAGGCAAUCCUAAUCUUGGUACUGAUGGAACUUCAAAUGGAUCAAAGAAGAAGAGUGGAACACCCAUGACUGUGACUUACAUUGUGGUUCCUGUGGUGGUGGUUCUACUGCUUGUAGUCAUCAUAUUUGUUGUGUGGAGAGUAAGAAAGUUUCGAGGAUCAACACAAGAUAUCCAUGCGAGGCCAAUGAUUGAUAACUUCUCCAUACCAGCAACAGUCAAUCCAGAGAAUCCUUUUCAACAUGAGAAUCGACAAUUUUCAUACAAGGAGCUGGAGAAAAUAACGAGGAAAUUCACAAAUGUCCUUGGCAAAGGCGGAUUUGGUACUGUCUUCCUAGGCUAUUUAGAAGAUGGUACUCGAGUUGCAGUCAAGACACGGUCUGAAUCAUCAUCCCAAGGCACCAAAGAGUUUCUAGCCGAGGCACAGAACUUGGCAAAGAUACAUCAUAGGAACCUUGUUUCUUUGGUUGGCUACUGCAUGGAUGGAGAACACCUGGCGCUUGUCUAUGAGUUCAUGUCACAAGGAACCCUACAAGAUCAUCUUAAAGGUAAAACUCCCGGUGCUACUGCUUUGACCUGGGGACAGCGUCUUCAGAUCGCAGUCGAAGCUGCACAAGGACUGGAGUAUUUGCACAAGGGAUGCAAACCACCACUAGUCCACAGAGAUGUGAAGAGCGCAAACAUCCUGUUGAGUGAAAGCCUGGAGGCCAAGAUAGCAGAUUUUGGGUUGUCAAGGGCUUUCGACAAUGCCAACCAUACUCAUGUAUCCACAGCAGUCGUUGGUACCCCCGGGUAUCUCGAUCCAGAGUACUCUUCUUCCUACCAACUCAGCGCAAAGAGUGACGUGUAUAGUUUCGGGGUGGUUGUCUUCGAGCUGAUGACCGGAAAACCUCCUAUCGUUGCCACCGGUAACCAUGCUACUGGUUUAGCUCAAUGGGCACGCCAACAGCUUAACAACGGGAAUAUUGAGGAUGUGAUCGACCCAAAGCUGACGAGAGGGUACGAUAUAAAUUCCGUUUGGAAAGCUGCUGAUGUAGCACUGAGAUGCACAGAGCAUGAAUCCCGUAGGAGGCCGACCAUGGCCGACGUCGUCAUGGAGCUGAAGGAGAGCUUUGCAUUAGAGAGCGCUUAUUACAGGACUGAGUUCCCAUCCACAACAAGCAACUGGAAUCCACACACACAAAACGCAUCUGAAAGAAGCCAGACCUCUGCGUUUGAAGUAGAACAGUUCCCAAGGUUCACUCCAUCAGCAAGGUGACUUCAGUUUGUGAUCACUAAAAGUCGAGGUUUGAUCCUUUCAAUGUCUCUCCAAUAAUAUGAUCUUUGAAGACUGGUAUCUGCUUUCUGGAACCAUAUUUUAGAUUGGCAUUCAUUCCACCAUUCUCUCUAUUAGAGUUCACCAAGUUGGACAGAGAGAAUGCUUCUUUGAUCAAAGUGGCUCCUAUAGGAUUUAAAUUUAAAUGUGAUCUCAUGAGUUUGUAUUGGUAAGCUUUAAUAUCUCUAAUUAUGUUUAGAAUAAAUUUAAAUGUUUAUUUCUUUUUUAUUUUUAAACAUAUUAAAAAAAAAGUUAUGUGUUGGAGUGGAAAUAAAAUAAGGAUUAAAAACAUUGAAAAUGCAAAAUUAAGUUUUCACAGCCUUUCGAAUGCUGACUUUCCAACUUUAAAUGCUGAAUUGAUGGUUUGGUAGUCAGUAGGAGGCACUGCUACUUUGACUUAUUAUGAUGUUUUGAUGGAGGAAAAAAAGGUGUGCUAUUUAUCAACGCUUUGUUUUCUAGGGUGAUUUGAUGUUUCAUGUCAUGUCCAUUCAUUGAAUGAUGUCCAACCAAUUUGCAACGUCCACUUGGAGGGAUUGAAUCCCAUCUACCAAAAUCAUUUUCAACAGUGAUGUGGCCUCAAUUUCUCAUCAUCUAUUUAGUCUUCGGACUGAGUCGUAGAUUCUAAUAUUUCAGUGACUUUGAGAGAUAAAGACAGGCGAA
Musa acuminata AAA Group (dessert banana) is the source of this 6341-nucleotide messenger RNA. RefSeq lists its product as uncharacterized. Lineage: Eukaryota; Viridiplantae; Streptophyta; Magnoliopsida; Zingiberales; Musaceae. The transcript has 26 exons. Bases 45 to 5624 code for a protein of 1859 amino acids. The record is from RefSeq and is a predicted model, not a curated record. Gene Ontology annotation, biological process: protein phosphorylation. Gene Ontology annotation, molecular function: protein binding; ATP binding; protein kinase activity.